AUGAGCCGCCUUCCCACCGUGGUCGUUGCCACCGCCUCCUUGUUUCUGCUGACUGUGAGGCGCUGUGCAGUUGAAGCUGCAGCGCCUGCGUCCGGAGUGGUGACGACGCCGCCUUCGACGCCAGGGUCGAGCCCGAAGCCCUCGACCCGGAGCACGGAGUACAAGAAUAUGGACAGCCAGACACUGGAGCGGACGCUGUCCGAGCUUCGUUACGGCGUAGAGCUACUGGUGAGCAAGGUCACCCUGCUAGAGCCACGGCUAGGCCGCAUGGACAGCGCCAUCGGACGCCUGGAGAGGGCUCUGCUCCGAGACAGCACAACUUCCGAAAGCCAUGCAGGUUAUCAGACGCGUUUUCCACCAAGGCCAAUAGGAUACGCGACCGGCAAGGGAUGCGGGUCGUCAUCGUCCUCCCUGUCCUCGAGCGGAGACAAGGCCUCCACCGCCGAGCUGGCCUCCAUAGGUGACCAGCUGCGGGACCUGAGGGACGAGCAACGCUUCUUCCGCCACAUGCUCGGAGACCUGCGCAAUUACACGACGCACAGCUCAGAUCGCAUCAUCGCCAAGCUGGAGCAGCGAGGCUUCCUGCUGGCGAGGCCAGCGGUCAACAUACAGACGAGUCGGCCAGUCAUUGUAGGAGGUAAGACGUCCGCCAACGGAGCGGCGCACCUGCUGAGACCACAAGUACUGCCCUGGGAGUCGCAGCCUUCCAUGUCCUCCGGUACCUUGAGCUCCAGCGGUACUGGAAGUGCCAGGCCCUUGCACAUGGUUGAGCUCAAGAACAACCACAGGUCACCCACGGGAUCCACGCCUCCCUUCCGCAGCAAGGCGAGUAGGGGACCUCCACUGCUCACCGUCGCCAGGAUAAGGUGCGCGGCAUCUUCACAGACCUGGAAGUACUUGAUGCGCACGGUCUCCUCGCAGGCAACCGAGAGCGUGCGACGGGACACCGAAGUUCCGCUGUCGCGCGUCACAGACUUGGCCGACUCGCUGGACGGCCAGGCCCGCAAGCUGCCCGACCUGAGGGCCGAGCUUGCCGAGUCCGCGGCCGCCGCGCGAGUUCUCGAGCUGCGCGUCUUCACCGAGGACGCGUACGAGCCACUGCGAGCCGCGGCGUCGCUGGCGUCGCGAGCGGCGGCAGACCUCGAGAAGCGAAUGCCCCCCAUGCUGCAGAAGGUGGCCGAGACGACCACGGGACUGCGGGCCGCCAUCGGAGACCUGCGGGGUGCCCUGGAGAACGCGACCGCGACGGUGGCGCCGAACGACGCCUACUACGUCGCCCUGAGCGAGGAAGACGACUUCUGGAAGCGCUAG
Dermacentor andersoni is the source of this 1311-nucleotide messenger RNA. RefSeq lists its product as uncharacterized. Lineage: Eukaryota; Metazoa; Arthropoda; Arachnida; Ixodida; Ixodidae. The record is from RefSeq and is a predicted model, not a curated record.